Messenger RNA from Triticum dicoccoides, 1178 nucleotides. RefSeq names its product LEAF RUST 10 DISEASE-RESISTANCE LOCUS RECEPTOR-LIKE PROTEIN KINASE-like 2.1. The record is from RefSeq and is a predicted model, not a curated record. Gene Ontology annotation, biological process: protein phosphorylation. The coding region runs from base 169 to 1041 and encodes 290 amino acids. The transcript has a single exon. NCBI's taxonomy places the organism in Eukaryota, Viridiplantae, Streptophyta, Magnoliopsida, Poales, Poaceae. Gene Ontology annotation, molecular function: ATP binding; protein kinase activity.
GCAAGUACUUUGAGCAUACUUGCGAUAUGUCUACCUUCCGCAUGUUUGCUGGGCUACAAGGUAUACAGGUCAAGAAAGAGAUCGAAGGAAACACCAAGGAUUGAGUCGUUCCUACAAAAGAAUGCAGGAGUAUAUCCAAAAAGAUACACUUACGCACAAGUGAAGAAGAUGACAGGGACCUUUGCUGAAAAGCUAGGUCAAGGUGGAUUUGGUGUUGUUUACAGAGGUGGCCUCUCCAGUGGCCGUCAGAUAGCAGUCAAGAUGCUUAAGAACUCCAAGUCUGAUGUUGAGGAAUUCAUCAAUGAGGUAGCCAGCAUCAGCACAACUUCUCAUGUCAACGUUGUUACCCUCUUAGGAUUUUGCUUUGAAGGAUCCAAGAGGGCACUAAUCUAUGACUAUAUGCCUAAUGGUUCGCUUGAAAGAUAUGCUUUCAAACACAGUUCUAAGGGUGAACAUAUUCUAAGUUGGGAGAAAUUAUUUGAUAUAGCAGUUGAUAUUGCUCGUAGACUUGAAUAUCUCCACCGAGGAUGCAAUACUCGCAUAGUGCAUUUUGAUAUCAAACCCCACAACAUUCUAUUGGAUCAAGAUUUUUGUCCUAAGAUCUCUGAUUUUGGGAUGGCCAAAUUGUGCCAGAAUAAAGAAAGUGUUGUCUCCAUUGGUGGUGCAAGAGGAACAAUUGGCUAUAUUGCCCCCGAGGUCUACUCAAAGCAAUUUGGAGCAGUAAGUAGCAAGUCUGAUGUCUACAGUUAUGGAAUGAUGGUCCUUGAGAUGGUUGGGGCAAGGGAUAAGAGAAUCAAUGCAAAUAGUGAAUGUAGCAGCCAAUAUUUCCCGCAGUGGAUUUAUGAAAAUUUAGAUGAAUACUGUCUUGGUGCUUCUGAGAGUAAUGGCGAGAUCAAAGAGAUUGCAAGGAAGAUGAUAGUUGUUGGGUUGUGGUGUAUACAGCUAAGUGUUAGUAAUCGACCAACUAUGACUAGAGUCGUCGAGAUGCUAGAAGGAAGCACAGGUAGCCUGGAAUUACCACCACAAGUGCUCUUAAGUUGACAGUCAUCGGUAUGUUUCUAUGCUUUUCACUUUCCAGUAUUGCACUACUGCAAGCAGGAUGCAAAUUUCAUGACUUACAUUACAUGUCAUUGUUUGUCUGUAAGUAGUGGCAGAUCUAUGAAAUUAUUGGCCGUAUA